Messenger RNA from Cyclopterus lumpus (lumpfish), 2386 nucleotides. It is a transcript of the gene orc3, whose product is annotated as origin recognition complex, subunit 3. NCBI's taxonomy places the organism in Eukaryota, Metazoa, Chordata, Actinopteri, Perciformes, Cyclopteridae. Gene Ontology annotation, molecular function: DNA replication origin binding. The record is from RefSeq and is a predicted model, not a curated record. Gene Ontology annotation, biological process: DNA replication initiation; DNA replication. The transcript is spliced from 20 exons. Bases 134 to 2293 code for a protein of 719 amino acids. Gene Ontology annotation, cellular component: nuclear origin of replication recognition complex; nuclear pre-replicative complex; DNA replication preinitiation complex.
GUCACAUUGGCGGGAGGCAGUCGGGAGUUUGUUUAAAUACACAAGCAGAUUUCCAUGACUGGGAUUUCUCUUCUAUCCGGACGGCAGCGCUAUCUCACAAAUAAAGCAGCCGCUGCAUGUCGCUAACGCCAAGAUGUCCACUUCAUCUGUGUCGAAGGGCUGCUUUGUGUUCAAGCCAAGUGCGAAGAAGAAGAAGACCGCUCUCAGUUUGGAGGAUCACUUCGUCCAUGGCUGUGAAGGUGCUGAGAACAGUGAGCUACGAUUCAAACUGUGUCAUGACCUGUGGGACAAAAUUCAAACCGACACAGAGGCGUUACAGGAUGAACUCAACAGGAACAUCUUGGACAGCUUGCUGGACUUCACGAGGAAGUGCUCUUCCACUCGCCAACACAGUGACUGGGCUUCACAGAUGAGGGCCAGUGAGAUUCCCACAGCGGCUCUUGUGCUCGGUGUGAAUGUCCCGGACCAUGACAUGACCUUCCAGAGUCUGUCUGACCUGCUCCAGCAGUCUGUCACUCCCCAUGUGGCCUCUGUACAGGCCAAAGAGUGUGGAGCAUUGAAGCAUUUGAUGAAGAGGGUCCUGGAGAGGUUAAUGGACACUGUUGUGGAUGAUGAGGAUGAGGAAGAGGCUGAGCAGACUAGUGCUCAGCUCAACAAGAGCGUGCACUGCUCCCUCAGUACACUCUGUGCUUGGUACAAUGCCAAAACAAAGAAAUCCAACACUGUCAGUCCUGGAAAAAAGCGUUGUUCUCAUGUCGGAGAUGAUCUGCAGUCUCCACCCCUUGUGAUUAUUUUCAAAGAUCUGGAGGCUUUCAACCCAAGAGUUCUUCAGGACUUCAUACUCAUCUGCAGCCGGUACAUUGAACGUCUUCCGCUGAUGUUCAUCUUCGGUAUCGCCACAUCACCCAGCACCAUCCAACACAUGCUGCCCCACUCCGUGUCCUCCCUGCUGUGUAUAGAGCUCUUCCAGUCCCUCUCCUGUACACAGCACCUGGCCACAGUCAUAGACAAGUUGAUCCUGACGCCUCAGUUCCCUUUUAAGCUCAACGGUAAAGUGAUGCAGGUGCUGAUCAGCAUCUUCCUCUACCAUGAUUUCUCAGUGAGAAACUUCAUCAAGGGCAUUCAGCUGGCCCUGCUGGAGCACUUUCACUCUCAGCCUCUCAGUGUACUGUGCUGUAAAAAGAAAGCGGCUCUGCUGAAUGUGAUGCAUCUUGGUCCCCAAGACUUGGAGAGGAUCAGGCAGCUGCAGUCGUUCAAGAGGUAUGUAGAGAAGCAGGACCCUCAGGAACAAGUCAAUCUGUUCACGGAUGACACUCAUUUAAAGGAGGUGUGUCAGAAACUGAUAAAGAACCUUCGCCAAUAUCACAAGAACUAUUAUCCCAUCCUGAGAUGUCUCCACACUCUGACCUCGUCAUUACCUCGGUAUCCCCUUGGAAAACAGAUCAGAGAGCUUCAUUUAAUUUGUCUGGAUAAGAACAUAUGGGAGAAUGAGGACUACCAGUCCGCCAUGAAGCUUCUAAAGAUGCUGGCUAAAGAUCAGCUGAUUGCUCUGCUCCAGAGGUGUGAAGAGAUUCUGCAGGCUGCCAAGUCGAAGAACAUAAAGAUGGCUCUUGUCCAGCUGGAAGACAUGCUCUCCAAAUUUAAGCAGUUGGACACAGUGGCUGCUGAACCUUCCCCCAGUGUGGAAGACAGCAUCACCUCUCCAGUGAAAAAUCUUCAAAAGAAAACGGAUCUGUUCCAGUUGCAGAAGACGCUGCUGGAGAUGAACGAGUCUCGGAGAUCCAAGAAACUGAGUCCGUUCGAGGCUCUGCGAAAUGAAGCUCUUGAGUUUAUCGACAGCUUAGUGAAGAGUCACCUGUCUGCCCCAGAGUCUCAGACGCUGAAUGAAGUUUGCUACUACACUUCCUCUGCCACUGUGAGACGGCACCUUAACGCAACACCUCGCACUUCCAUUCAGGCUGCACUCAACAUCCCCUACUAUUAUCUUCAGAAUGACCGCCUAAAGACCGAGGAUGGGAUUGUCUCUAAUGCUGCGCCUGAUAUCUGUAUCGUGUACAAACUCCAUCUGGAAUGCGGCAGGCUGAUAAACCUCUACGACUGGCUGGAGGCCUAUUCCACUGUGGUUUCUGCUGCUGAGGGCAAUGACCCAGGUUCUGACAACUUUGGGAAAGUGGAUGAUGUCAAACACGCUCGUUUCAUUCGAGCCGUGUCUGAGCUCGAAUUUCUGGGCUUUAUAAAGUCCACCAAACAGAAGACUGACCACGUGGCUCGACUCACCUGGGGAGGCUGCUGACCAAGAAGAUCCGUCUCCUUUCAUUUAAGCUCUUAUAAGAAACAACUUUGAUUCAUCCCUCCAAAUAAAAUAUAUGCGAGUAGUGACUGAUAA